CAACGAAGACAUUCACUUUAAAACAGUCACUCUUUUGAGAGCGAACGAACGCAAUCAAUUUAUUAUAUUUGAACGGAAACAUUUCAUAAUUAUUGGAAAGAUUUUACGUAUAUAUCUUUCCACUAGCCUCGCAAACACUGAAGUAGUUUCUUGUGAAAGGUCAUGAUUCAUCAGAGUGCAUAACACCAAAAAAUACCAACAAAAAAACCAAAAUGUCGCUAAACCAAAUUUUAAACUUCAUGUGCUUUGCUGUAUGUUGCAUGGCUGUAGCAGCUAGAACGGGACCAUCACACGACAAAGUCGUUGUAUGUUAUUUAUCAACAUGGGCUGUGUAUCGCCCGAACCGUGGUUCUUACUCCAUCGACAAUUUCGAUCCGAAUUUGUGUACUCAUGUCGUUUAUGCAUUUUCCGGUCUGGAUUCUAAAACGGAUACUAUCAAAUCACUUGAUCCAUGGCAGGACCUAAAGGAUGACUAUGGCAAGGGUGGUUAUGAACACUUGACAUCGUUGAAAAAGAAUCACCCACAUUUGAAAGUUACGUUAGCCGUUGGUGGGUGGAACGAGGGCUCUAAAAACUAUUCGAUAAUGGCUGCUGAUCCGAGUCGAAGAACGAGAUUUGUUAAAAGUGCGCUGGAUUUCGUAAGGAAAUUUAAUUUCGAUGGGUUGGACUUAGAUUGGGAAUACCCAACUCAGCGCGAUGGCGAACCAGAGGAUCGUGAAAAUUUCGUUCAUUUAGUAAAAGAGUUGAAAGACGCACUGAAGCCACACAAUCUGUUACUAACGAGUGCCAUUGGUGCAUCGAAAAAAGUCAUCAAUGAAGCGUAUAAUGUCCGUGAACUAUCAAAAUAUUUGGACUUUUUGCACAUUAUGUGUUACGAUUAUGGCGGCAACUGGGACAGAAAAAUAACCGCAAAUGCUCCGCUUCACAGUGACGAUGAACUAAACGUUGAAACAACCAUCAAACAUCUGAUAAAAUUGGGAGCAAGUCCGUCCAAAAUUGUAAUGGGAGUGCCGUUCUAUGGACGCACUUUCAUAACGGAAUCAGAUGGAAAUUACGGUGAUCCAUCUUCCGAAGUGCCAUUCCAAGGACCAUUUACGCGAGAGAACGGUUUCUUGGGAUAUAAUGAAAUUUGUGCGUUGCUAAGCAAUCGAUCGGCUAAAUGGACCACCACGUGGGACUCAGCAACAUCGCAGGGUAUCGCUCGAUUCAGAGAUGAAACAACCGGUGAAACUAAGGUGGUUGUUUAUGAUAGUACGCGAUCCAUUGCCAAGAAGAUGAGAUUCGCAAUGGAAAAUAAAUUGGGCGGAAUUAUGACAUGGUCGAUAGACACCGACGACUUUUUAGGUGAUUGUGAUAUGGAAACAGAAACGUUUGACGAUUUCGGUAAUGCGGCUGGUGUUAAACUGACGUUCCCCAAACGAGUCAACUCCAAUUAUCCGUUACUGAGAACGAUAAACGAAGGCAUUAUAAUUGCAUUGGAUGAAAUCGAUCAAGAAAAUGCAAUCAGAGAGAGUGAAGUUGAUAAUGAAAUUUCGCAUGGUGAUGAGAAUGGUAAUGGUGGAAAUUUGUGUAGUGCUGUGCCAACAAAUGUACUUGUUGUUGUUGCUUCUCUAUCGUGUUUUAUGUUGUGUCGCUUUUUAUAAAGGAAAUAGACUUUGAGAAUAAAUGGAAAAUUUUAAACAGGGAAAA
Messenger RNA from Bradysia coprophila, 1689 nucleotides. RefSeq names its product Chitinase 2 (gene Cht2). Gene Ontology annotation, cellular component: extracellular region. Gene Ontology annotation, molecular function: chitinase activity; chitin binding. The record is from RefSeq and is a predicted model, not a curated record. NCBI's taxonomy places the organism in Eukaryota, Metazoa, Arthropoda, Insecta, Diptera, Sciaridae. Gene Ontology annotation, biological process: carbohydrate metabolic process; chitin catabolic process.